UCUCUGAUUUUGGUCAUGUACCAAUACUGGCUAAUGUUUUCUCUUGCCUCAGUCGGGUGGUUGUCUGCUGAUGAAGACUGUGAUUUCUCCGAUUACACUACAGCCUAUACAAAUCUUUACACAUCCCUCGGCCUGGAUAAGAAUGACGUACAGAUGGUAAACCUGCGGUCCGUGCCUAGCUCACAUUCUUAUACCAGUGUUUAUGUGGGCCUGUAUGUGUCCUCCAUCACAGAUGUGAAUGAAAAGGCUCAAAGCUUCUCAACACAGGUCAGAAUUUAUACUGUUUGGAAUGAUGAAUUCUAUUCCUGGAACUAUGAAAACUAUUGUGGAAUUCGUACAGUGUCUGCUCGAAAAGAUCAGAUUUGGACUCCAGAUCUUAACAUCAUUGAAAGUAUCAAGACAGAGUAUGCAUCAAUGGAGUCUCAACAUACACUGAUGACCGAUAAAGGGAUUGUGUUCUUGUUGGAUGCUUUAUCGCUGACUACUGCCUGUGUAAUGGACCUGUACAGGUUUCCCUUUGACAUCCAAAACUGCAACAUAACACUUCACUCUUCAGUGCAUACAAGAGAAACGCUUCGUAUCAAAACAAUCUCUGAUGGCAAGGAAUUUACUGAUAUGUCCAAGCAGUCCUUUAAGACUCAGGGAGAAUGGGAACUCCUCGCUGUAAACUAUUCUACAGCCUAUUCCAAUGUUUUCUGGCUAGAAUUUUCUCAUCUGAUAUUUACGAUCACCACAAAGAGGAGACCUCUACUGUAUGUCAUCAACUUCAUGUUGCCAGUGUUUUGCUUCCUUGUGCUGGAUGUGGCCUCCUUCUUUAUAGACGCAAGUGGAUUGGAGAAGUUGAGCUUUAAAGUAACUUUACUCCUGUCUAUUUCUGUGUUGCUGCUCAUUCUCAAUGAUACACUGCCCUCUACUGCUAAAGAUAUCCCACUGAUUGGGGUUUACUGCAGUGUCAUUUUCACUUUGAUUGGCAUAAGCAUUCUGGAGACCAUGCUUGUGAGUUUUCUGAUGUCUACAGGAGCGGAUACCAGAUCAGCAGCACCAGUGGAAACCACAGCUGCUAUUACAGGCCAAGGUGAUGGUGUAAGAGACUCUAGAUGUGUAGAUGGGAAUGUCGAGCAGGCACAUACCCUCAACCAUCAGAAGACACCCAUGUGCUGGACCAGAGUGGCAAAAAUCAUAGAUGUGACAUUCUGUGUUCUUUACAUAACUACCAUUAUUGUGUUUCUGUCCAUGCUUAGCAAGGUUUGGUAUUUAGAUGCAUAUCCUCCAUUUUGAUAUCUUAUUUUAUGCUAGAUAUGGCACAUAAUAUUAUAAUUUAUUCAGUCUUUAUAACAGGAUAAUUAUUAGAAUAAAGAAUGGCUUCCAUGGUACAUUCAUUAUAUUUGUAUUCAUUGUGGGAUCUAUUUCAACAUAUUCAUAUUUUUUGCUCUAAUAUUUACUUUUUGCUAUUUAG
Molecule: messenger RNA, 1456 nt
Organism: Xyrauchen texanus (razorback sucker)
Lineage: Eukaryota; Metazoa; Chordata; Actinopteri; Cypriniformes; Catostomidae
Product: 5-hydroxytryptamine receptor 3A-like
Exons: 9
Coding region: 16-1278 (420 amino acids)
Biological process (GO): signal transduction; regulation of membrane potential; monoatomic ion transmembrane transport
Cellular component (GO): synapse; neuron projection; membrane
Molecular function (GO): neurotransmitter receptor activity; extracellular ligand-gated monoatomic ion channel activity; transmembrane signaling receptor activity
Source: RefSeq, a predicted model, not a curated record